Molecule: messenger RNA, 1452 nt
Organism: Capsella rubella
Lineage: Eukaryota; Viridiplantae; Streptophyta; Magnoliopsida; Brassicales; Brassicaceae
Product: U-box domain-containing protein 62
Exons: 8
Coding region: 141-1238 (365 amino acids)
Biological process (GO): protein ubiquitination
Molecular function (GO): ubiquitin-protein transferase activity
Source: RefSeq, a predicted model, not a curated record
CUUCAUCACUCAUCUCUCUUCCUUAAAGUUCCUUCUUUGUUUCACGAAUCUAAAACCAAACCCUGAUUCAACCUUCAUACUAUCUAAUAGAAUUUAGCUUAAUUUUAGGGUUUUUAAUAACUUUUUGAUCGUUCGAUUCCAUGUCCGGAAAAGGGCUUUCUCCGGCGUCGUUCAAUGCUCCGCCGAUGAUUGUCCAAGAUGCUGACCCGUUACGUUUCCGGGUCGGUGAGCAAGACCCUAAAACCCGUGAAUUCGCUGCUUUUAUCGGCGACCACCACCGGUAUUUCGCGGCGGCAGCAGCAGCAGCCGCCGCAGCUAAUCCUCACCCUCAUCUCGAGUUCCGUCAAAAUUUCUACUCGGAGAAACCCAUUAGCGGAAACCCUAACGACAGUGGUGGAUCGGACGACGGCGAGGAUGAAGUUGACGUUGAAGAAGAAGACGAUGAUGAUGACAUAGACGGUAACGAAGGCGACGUCGGCUUGAAUAAAGACGCUGGUGAAGAUUCUGUAUCAGCAGGAGCUGUGAUAGUGGUUGGACAAGAUAACGCAGCGUACUACUCGCAGCAUUUUAAGACAAUGGAACCAGCUUUUGCUUCUAGGAAUGAGGAGUCAUCAGUUGCUGUGGAAAAUGGGUGUGAUUUCAGCGGCAGAAGAGACCCUUCUUCUUCUUCCACCAAUUCAAUCGAGUCUUUGAGGACCAUUUUGUCUGAUCCUACAACAGGGGCUUUGAUGGCUGAUGCUAUGAUUUUGCCUUGCGGACACACUUUUGGAGCUGGAGGAAUAGAACAAGUUAAACAGAUGAAAGCUUGCUAUACAUGUUCGCAGCCUGUCUCUGAUGACUCGAUAACCCCAAAUCUUACUUUACGAGUUGCUGUACAAGCAUUCUGCCGAGAAGAGAAUUCACAGUCAAAUCAUUCAUCUAAGAGAAAACGAGAAGGAUUUGAUCAAGAGAGACGCACAUUUGGUGUCACGAAUCAUUCAAGUCGUUCAAGGAACAAAAGUAAUCAUUUCCCAUUUGCUGUGGCAGAUCGAGUUAUAAUUAAGGGGAAUAAGAGGACACCACCUCGUUUUGUUGGCCGUGAAGCUGUUGUGACAACUCAAUGCUUAAACGGCUGGUAUGUAGUGAAAACGCUGGACAACGCAGAGAGUGUGAAGCUUCAGUAUCGUUCAUUGGCUAAAGCUCCAGAAGAUCCAUCAGCCAAAGCAACACCAAACAAGAUGGUUUCCAACUGGCUCUAAACAAAUCAGCCUUGUUUACAACAUAAUGACACCAAUUUCUGCUCCUUGGUUCUCAAAAACUUAUUACAGAUCCAGAUCACUGUUACAUAAUGUAAAUUGUAGUAGUUACUCCAUGUGAGGUUUGAGGAAAUUAGGCUUAGGGAAAGAUCCAAACUUUGAAUAGCCCGAACAUAUUUGGAUAAUAAUACAAUACAUAGUUAUUUUGUUCUCAAAA